Molecule: messenger RNA, 2269 nt
Organism: Amphimedon queenslandica
Lineage: Eukaryota; Metazoa; Porifera; Demospongiae; Haplosclerida; Niphatidae
Product: fibroblast growth factor receptor 3-like
Exons: 12
Coding region: 1-2178 (725 amino acids)
Biological process (GO): cell migration; positive regulation of kinase activity; nervous system development
Cellular component (GO): plasma membrane; signaling receptor complex
Molecular function (GO): ATP binding; transmembrane receptor protein tyrosine kinase activity; protein binding
Source: RefSeq, a predicted model, not a curated record
AUGUCUCCUCCCCCCCCUCCUGAGUUGGAUGGAAAUAGUCCAAAUGAGGGAAGAUUAGAAAUAUGUAUUAAUGGAGAUUGGGGAACUGUUUGUGAUGAUUUGUGGACACGCACCAAUGCUCAGGUAGUCUGUAGACAACUGGGAUACUCUAUUGAUGGUGCUGUAUUUCUUAGUAGAGCAUUCUUUGGUGCUGGGAAUGGGUCCAUAUUAUUAGAUGAUGUUGUUUGUUCAGGAUCAGAAGAUACAAUACUUCAAUGUAUGCACCGUGGUUUUGGGUCUCAUGAUUGUGGACAUGAUGAGGAUGUAAGUGUGCAGUGCUCAGAAUCAGUAACUAUAGAAGAAUUUGUUGAUAAUGUCACAGUGUGCAAUACUGAACUUGAUAGCCAACUGUGGUCAUUGAUGAGUACCAGUGGUAGGUGUGAGCCUUACAUUAAAAGAGACUCUGAAGCUGGAGUUUGUGAUGACUUUUAUAUUCCUGGUACUGAUUAUGUAUACAUUCCAAAUAGGCGUCUUGGAGGCUCUCAGAAUCUUUUAAGACAAUUUUCGGAAGAACUAUAUGAGUACAUUCCAUCAAUACCAGCCCGCUGUCGUAAUAUUGCUAUUAGAGUUCUGUGUACUCACUAUUACUUGCCCUGUGGUUUUAAUGGUACCCUGCAUGUUCCACUUCCUUUAUGUCCUGAUGUGUGUCGAUACUUGUCAGAAACAUUGUGUCCUGAUAUUUGGUCAUUCACUGCUAGUUAUCUUACCUCUGAUCAAAUUCAUCCUGAAUACCGAAAUGAUGAGGGAAUCAAAUUGCCAUCAUGUAACAAUACCGAUAAGCUAAUUGAUUUUUUGAAUCUCACUAGUGACUGUUGCUCUAAUGGACGUGUUUCACUACCACAACCAACUGUCACAAAAACCAAAAGCCAUGAUUCAACUAGUACACCUACUUCCUCAGUUAUCCUGUCAGGAACAACUACUACUAUCAGCACUAUAGUAACACUAGAAUCAACUGUAUCUUUAUCAAUGGUCAUUCCUAGUGCUUCUUCAUUUAAAUCGACAUCAGUUAUAAUCCCAUUAGCAGUAACUAUUCCACUAGUUUUAGUAGUAGUAUUUAUAGCAGUGUUAUUCAGUGUCUGUUUGAUUAAGAGGAAAACAAAGAUAAAGCAAAGGAAGAUAGUGCUGCAUGAAUCUCAGCUUGGCUCCAGGCCUUCAUUAUCUCCUGAUAGCAGUGAAGACAACAUUUAUAAUUCCAGUAAACGAAUUAAUAUCUCAUCAAUGUACAUGGAUCAGUUAUCAGAUUAUAUAAUAUCAGGAUCAAUCAUUGAAAUACAAGAAACUGUUGGACAAGGUGAAUUUGGGAUAGUUUAUCGUGGUGUAAUGACAAGUAGCACUCAAUCGCCAAAAGCAGUAGCUGUGAAAACAUUAAAAGGUUUUUAUAAAGAGAGCGACAUUGAGUCCUUACUGGAUGAGUGCAUUAUAAUGAUGUCAUUCAAUAAUUUAAAUGUAUUGCCACUGAUUGGUGUGUGUCUUGAUCUUGGACCAGCUCCAUACAUUAUCAUGCCUUUCAUGUCAAAAGGAAGUUUAUUGUCUUACCUCAAGAAAGAGAGAUGUAAUCUUACAGUAGCUGAUACCAGUGAAGAGGAUAUUAUACUGAAUGUCAGAAAACAGUUACUCUCCAUUUGUUUACAAGUUGCCAAUGGAAUGUCUUACUUAGCUUCACAGAGGUUCAUUCAUCGUGAUCUUGCUGCUAGAAACUGCAUGAUUGAUGAUAAUGGUGUUAUCAAAGUAGCAGAUUUUGGACUAUCUGAAGACAUAUAUGCCUGCAAUUACUUCAGGCAACUAAAGGGCAGUGAUAAUAACUCAGGAUCAUCAACAGUUAAAUUACCAGUGAAAUGGAUGGCAUUAGAGAGCCUUCAUGAUGGACUGUUCUCUGAAAAAUCAGAUGUUUGGUCUUAUGGUGUUCUUUGUUGGGAAGUGUUUAGUCUUGGUAAGGUACCAUAUCCUGGUCUGGAUCCAAUAGGAGUAGUGGAGUUACUGGAUACUGGUAAAAGAUUGGAGCCUCCACGUAAUGCAGCCUGCUCACAGGAAAUUUACUUGCUGAUGUUUUCCUGUUGGUCUGAGUCUUCUAUUGAUAGGCCAGUGUUCAGUGAUUUGGUAUCUUCAAUAAAAGCACUCAUUGAAUCAUUAACUUGUUGAUUUUAUAUAUACUGCAUGACAUGAUAUUAGUUGCAUACAUUGCAUAGUAAAAUAAAUAUGCACUUGUUCAAUGUAUAUGUUUUUAGAAGAU